CAUUCCAUAAAAUAAUGUACUAAAUAAGCCACAGCACACAAGUCACUUUACGCUAGCUCUAGUAUCUGCCACGAAAUGGUUUUGCUCGACAAUUCUAACUUUAUUCUGCGCCUGGAGAAAAUUGCCAAUGAAGCGAAAGACAAUUCUUCCUUCACGAUAACAUUUAAACGAUAUGAUGGGCAUGAUCGUCCUGUGCCGCGACCAGAAAAAAAACCUUUGCCCAAACCUGAAACAUACAUGUGCCUGAUGCGUGCCCAAUUCAAGUCCAAAAAGAUUUCCACUGUGGUUCGCCAGGGAGACGUUCCCACAAUGAUGGCGAUGUACUCCCAAUUUAUGAAGAGCAAAAUGGAUGGUCUUAAGCGUGUUAAGAAAGUGAAAAGCAAGGCCAAGGCAGCCAAGGCAUAAUCCAAUUGAGGCGACGGCGGCGUUAAAAUUAGUUAAAGCUUUUAGUUACCUACUAAUACCCGAUUGCGUUAACUUGUAAAUUAAAAUUUUUACGGUA
Molecule: messenger RNA, 502 nt
Organism: Drosophila virilis
Lineage: Eukaryota; Metazoa; Arthropoda; Insecta; Diptera; Drosophilidae
Gene: Srp14
Product: signal recognition particle 14
Biological process (GO): SRP-dependent cotranslational protein targeting to membrane
Cellular component (GO): signal recognition particle, endoplasmic reticulum targeting
Molecular function (GO): 7S RNA binding; endoplasmic reticulum signal sequence receptor activity
Source: RefSeq, a predicted model, not a curated record